Messenger RNA from Caenorhabditis elegans, 1917 nucleotides. RefSeq names its product Elongation factor 1-alpha (gene eef-1A.2). The record is from RefSeq and is marked reviewed. The transcript has 3 exons. Lineage: Eukaryota; Metazoa; Nematoda; Chromadorea; Rhabditida; Rhabditidae. The coding region runs from base 24 to 1415 and encodes 463 amino acids.
UAACCAACCUUCACGAAUUCAUCAUGGGAAAGGAAAAGGUCCAUAUUAACAUUGUCGUCAUCGGACAUGUCGACUCCGGAAAGUCCACCACCACUGGACACUUGAUCUACAAGUGCGGAGGAAUCGACAAGCGUACCAUUGAGAAGUUCGAGAAGGAAGCUCAAGAAAUGGGAAAGGGAUCCUUCAAGUACGCCUGGGUUCUCGACAAGCUGAAGGCCGAGCGUGAACGUGGUAUCACCAUCGAUAUUGCCCUCUGGAAGUUCGAGACUGCCAAGUACUACAUCACCAUUAUUGAUGCCCCAGGACAUCGUGAUUUCAUCAAGAACAUGAUUACCGGAACCUCCCAAGCCGAUUGCGCCGUUUUGGUCGUCGCCUGCGGAACCGGAGAGUUCGAGGCCGGAAUCUCCAAGAACGGACAAACCCGCGAGCAUGCUCUCCUUGCCCAGACCCUUGGAGUCAAGCAGCUCAUCGUCGCUUGCAACAAGAUGGACUCCACCGAGCCACCAUUCUCUGAGGCUCGUUUCACUGAGAUCACCAACGAGGUCUCCGGAUUCAUCAAGAAGAUCGGAUACAAUCCAAAGGCUGUUCCAUUUGUCCCAAUCUCCGGAUUCAACGGAGACAACAUGCUUGAGGUCUCCUCGAACAUGCCAUGGUUCAAGGGAUGGGCUGUUGAACGCAAGGAAGGAAACGCUUCCGGAAAGACCCUCCUCGAGGCUCUUGACUCCAUCAUCCCACCACAACGCCCAACUGACCGACCACUCCGUCUUCCACUCCAGGAUGUGUACAAGAUCGGAGGAAUUGGAACCGUCCCAGUCGGACGUGUUGAGACCGGAAUCAUCAAGCCAGGAAUGGUCGUCACCUUCGCCCCACAGAACGUGACCACUGAAGUCAAGUCCGUCGAGAUGCACCACGAGUCUCUUCCAGAGGCCGUCCCAGGAGACAACGUCGGAUUCAACGUCAAGAACGUUUCCGUCAAGGACAUCCGUCGUGGAUCCGUCUGCUCCGACUCCAAGCAAGAUCCAGCCAAGGAGGCCCGUACCUUCCACGCUCAGGUUAUCAUCAUGAACCAUCCAGGACAAAUCUCCAAUGGAUACACUCCAGUUCUUGAUUGCCACACCGCUCACAUCGCCUGCAAGUUCAACGAGCUUAAGGAGAAGGUCGAUCGUCGUACCGGUAAGAAGGUUGAGGACUUCCCAAAAUUCCUCAAGUCCGGAGAUGCUGGAAUCGUCGAGCUCAUCCCAACCAAGCCACUUUGCGUUGAGUCCUUCACCGACUACGCUCCACUCGGACGUUUCGCCGUUCGUGACAUGCGUCAAACCGUCGCUGUCGGAGUCAUCAAGUCUGUUGAGAAGUCCGAUGGAUCAUCCGGAAAGGUCACCAAGUCCGCCCAGAAGGCUGCUCCAAAGAAGAAGUAAACACUUGGGUCACUGCUUCCUUCAUUCAACCUUCUCAUGUUACUCCUUCGCUUAUCUGUUAUCCUGUUAACCCCCUCCCACCCAUAGCUUGUAAUAUAACUUUCAAAACUCUAAUUUUUUUGAGCAUGGGUGCUCAUUGUUCAUCUCGUCCACGCAGCCUUUUGUACAAAAGUCGUGUGUUUGGGCAACACUUUUUUGUUUCAAAAAACCGUCCAUCCAAAAAAACCUUCGCUACGUAUUUAUUAAGGCUCGUUAUGUUUUCCCCAAAACAAAGCGGUCUUCAUCAAAAAUAAUAAAUACAGUUACUUGUACCAUUUGAUCAUCACUAAUGACUCCCCCCGACCCCCCCCCCCAAUCCUCCCACUCCAAAAAUCCUUUAAAAACUGUUAUGUUAAUAUGUCAUGCAUUGUUUUGUCGCAUUCUGUCAUCCAUCGUUUUGUUUCGAAAGUUUGUGUGCAAAUAAUUGACGAUAUAUUCACAAAUAAAAAAUAUUUUGUUAUUG